Molecule: messenger RNA, 3728 nt
Organism: Papilio polytes (common Mormon)
Lineage: Eukaryota; Metazoa; Arthropoda; Insecta; Lepidoptera; Papilionidae
Product: putative leucine-rich repeat-containing protein DDB_G0290503
Exons: 16
Coding region: 126-3728 (1200 amino acids)
Source: RefSeq, a predicted model, not a curated record
GUCAGUCCGUAAAUGGCGCUUGUGUACGUACGACAUUUAUGUUUGAAAAAAACGUCGCCUUGACGACGUAUUUUGUGAAUUUUCUAUGUACUAUUUGCGUGAUUGUAAUAUGAAUGACUUAAAUUAUGGAUGACACAGAAAAAUUAACUUCUCAAACAACGGACCACAAGAAUGUCCUUCCGGAUGUCGUACAUUCCCAACAGAUUCCCACCAUGAGCACGGUCGAGGGAGAUGAAACGGAAUCUGUCCUCGAUACCGGUCAGACUACAGAAGGCGCCAAAUCCAAACAUAUCAAAGACGAUGCUGAAACAGAGUCAAUUUCUGAACAUGUUCCUUCUGAAAUUGAAUAUUCCGUGACAGUAUCGGACAAUAUACAUAAGGGACAUACAUCUCACGACCUAAACAUUGAGAAAGACAAAACUGCAGAUAACAGCUCCAAUAUUCUUCCACCACAAUCUGACACCAGCAACAUUGAAGAUCCUUCCAAACUUUCUUGGAAUGUUGAUAUUGAGAAUAAUGCUCACCUUAGUAAAGAGAGCCCUGUUAAUUUGACUACAUCAAUAGAUACAAAAUCUUUACCAAUUCAUACUGAAAAUAAACAAGAAGAUCUUGAGAAUGAAGGUAAAUCUGAUCUCUCCGAGCAACAGCAGGACGAUAAGAUGGAUGAAGUUGAUAGUCCAAAGGAGUCACUCUGUAGUGAAUAUCUUGAUUCACUGAAUGAAGAUGUCAGUCAAGAUUCUUAUUCAACAAAUGAUAAUAACAUGUCCGAUACAUCAAAAAACUUUGAAAAUAAAGCUGAAGAAAGUCCUAGAGAAAAUUCAGAAUCCGAGGAGAUAAUUAAAUUGGAUAUUAGAGGUCACGGUGUACCCAAAUUUCCAAUGCAGGCUGCAAAAAUUAUUUUUGGUCCACCCCCAGAAGGUAGUAUGAUUAUUGAAAGCCAAAUUGACCCAAUUCCUGCAUUCCAGAAUUUGUUAUCACCAUUUUUAGUUGGCUCUGAGGGGGUAAAGGUGGAGGAGAUUUAUGAUGAAGUGGAAGAGAAGAGUCAACAGCCAGCGGAAAAUUCACCGGUUGAAAGUCUGUUGAGUGAUAAAACUGAAAAGGAUUUAUUAAUUGAAGAAAUGACCGUUGAAAAUGCUAAAGAAAAAGAUGAAGAGUGUCCAACACAGUUGAAAUCUAUGCCGGUAGAGGAAACAAUUUCUCUUAGUACAAUGACAACAGAUUAUAAAACUAUAUGCGAGGAAUAUCAAGAGAAGCUUGUGUACCUCGAAGAUGCGAUGACGCGACGCGACGAACUAAUCGCGGAACUGACCGUCUCGUUACAGCGAUCCGUCCAGGAACGGGACCAGCUCAAACACGACAAGAAUCACCUGGUGAGCGAACUGCAGCACUUGCAGCAUGCCACCGCCGAGACCCCGCUCUCUGAACACGACACAGUCAAAGCACAACUGUCUGACUUUGUCAAAUACCAGUCAAUGGUCAAAGAUGACUCCACGAAAUUCUACUCCGCCGUGAUGAGUGGCACAACUUCCUUGCAAAGCUCUAAUGGUGAAAAGGAUAUCGACAGAGAAGAAAUUACUGUUAACUAUUCGAAAUCUGAUUUAAGAUCUUCUGAUACUGACGAUUUUGAGAACGGUUUUGAAGUUAAAGUGGUUACAUUGCUGAAUAAAUUCGAAGAGUAUAUAGAGGAGAAUUUAAGGAAUAAAUUACGGGAAAGUAUUAUCCAGGUAUUGUGCGACGAGAUAGGCAAGAUGCGUAUAGAAUUUGAUACUGAAAUGAAAGAGGUGGAAGCACAAUUGCAACAGGACAAGCAAGCGUAUAGUAUUGAGACGCGGCGGCUGCGGGAGCUGUUGGCGUGCGUGAAGGCGGGCAACGCGGACAUCGACGCGCUGAGAGAGGAACUCAGCAUCAAACACGAGAAAGAGAUGGAGAAUCUACGAACGUAUUUCGAAAAGAAAUGCUCUGAUAUGGAACGAAGUUACUCUGAGGAGGUGUGGCGCGGGCGCGCGUGCGCGUCGCCCCCGAGCGGCGCCGCCUCCGAAUGCUUGGAUGCGGCCGCCGGCGACUGCAGGCGGCGCACGCGCAGCGCGGAGUUCCCCUCCCUCACAUACGAAUCAACUCCAUUGGAGCAGUUAAUGAAGCAGUUACACAGGAAGUACGAGCAGCAAUCAGAGGAGCUGCGCGCAGAGCAGGCGCAGCGCGUCGCAGCCCUCGAGGAACAGAUUAGGCAACUGAAAGCGCAUAUCCAGAGCGCGGAGACGGACGGCAAUGUGUCCAUUUACCCGCAAGAUAUUGACUUGGAACUGGAGAAGGAUGCAGUAGAAAGUAGAUUAGAAGAGGUCCGUCAGGAAGUACUGGAUCAAAUACAGGAGCAGAUUAAGGUGCUACUGUCAGACCCUGACGCGGAGCUGUCCAGCUGGCCGCUGGAGCUGGUGGCGCUGCGCGACAGGAUACACGGGGACGCGCGCGCGCUGCAAGACAAAGAGGUGCCCAGCUUGCGCGAGGAGGCGCCGAGCGCGGCCGAGACAGACAAAUGGCGACAGCGGCGUUACAACAGCUUCGACCAGAACAGACAGCUCGAGGAGGUCACUAAGGAGAGGGAUGCGCUGCAGCGUGUAGCGGCGUCGCUGCAGCGCUGCGUGGGCCAGCUGGUGGCGUACUGCGCCAGCGCGGAGGACGAGCUCAACCGCACCGUGCUGGCGCGGCUCCUCGCCACACUGCUGCCCGACGAACAGUCAUUUGUGGAGGAGUGUGGUCGGGGCAGUGUGGGCGGGGUAGAAACUUUCUUUGUAAUACUUCUACACAUUGUGAUGUGGCCCUGGUACAAGUGUGCACUGUAUACAAUGUGGCAGCUGGAGGCGGCGCACCGCCAGCUGCGCGCCACGCGCCAGUUCGUGGAGGAGCAGGCGGCGGAGCGCGAGCACGAGCGCGACGAGUUCGCGCGCCGCCUGCACGACGCGCGCGACGACAACCAGCGCCUGCUGGCCAGGCUGCAGACCAACGCCCGCAUCCUGGCUGAGAUGCACGAGCUGCGCGCGCACUGCUGCCACCGCAAAGUGGAGCAAUUGGAAGCUCAAACACGAGAUAUGAACCAAAUCAUAACGGACCUGGAAGCCAAGAAAACCAACUCCGAUGAAGAGCUAAAGUCUUACGAAGAGAAGGUGGUUCUCCUGCGAGACAUCAUCGCCAACCUGGAGAGCCAGCUGGAGCAGAAGAACAAGAGAGAAGCCGACAUCCUGCAGCAGCUGGAGAGCAUGCAGCAGACGAUAGAAGACAGGGACAGCAAGAUGAGAGCACUGCUCGGGGAACUGGAAUCUCUGAAGAACGAGAAAGUAGACCAGAGUGAAGUUGUCUGUGAGAAUUGUAAUCAAGAAGAGCACAGAUAUAAAGAACUACUAGAUAAUAUUACAGAACAGUGCCGCUGGCUGGAGGCGGAGGUGCAGGAGCGCGCGCGGCUGCUGCAGCAGGCGCACGAGCAGACCUCCGCCUGCUGCAGCGAGCCCAGCGAGGACGUCUCGCUGCGGGACAAGGCGCCACUCCCGCAGGAGCGAGGCGCGGCGCCGCAGACGGAGUGGGUGUGUGCGCUGGCGCUGGUGCGCGAGGCGGUGCGCGGGCUGGCGCGCGCGGAGGACGCGGCGCUCAAGCGCGUCGCCGACUUGCGUAUGCAACGCGACCAGCUGCGCGACGUCGCUCAGGUACGUGCUGCACCACUCCGCACAGGAGUGCGCUAA